This is a messenger RNA of Drosophila rhopaloa, 1458 nucleotides long. RefSeq lists its product as uncharacterized. The transcript is spliced from 4 exons. NCBI's taxonomy places the organism in Eukaryota, Metazoa, Arthropoda, Insecta, Diptera, Drosophilidae. Bases 58 to 1383 code for a protein of 441 amino acids. The record is from RefSeq and is a predicted model, not a curated record.
AGGGAAAUUAGUACAAAGUUGGAAAGAAUUAAUAUAACACAAAAAAAAGAUAAAAUUAUGAUGAACGAGGAAGCGGAAGAGAGCAGAACCGACACUACAUCCGACCCGUUUGAGAUUAAGUUCCCAUUGCCGGACCACCUUGAUCCGUCCAAGUGCCGAGAUGAGUUCCUCAGCACGAUAAUGGAGGAGCACGAACGCCGGUUGAGUCUGCAAAAGCUCGCAUCAACAACUCGGGCUCAAACGAUGAUCGAAAAUCUUGUGGAGACCGAGGAUCCGGGAUCCGAGAUCGAAAAGGGAGCCGAGGCCAUGGUGGUGCAACAGUUGGCCAGACGGCGCCAGAAAGUCGUCGGGAACAAGACCGUGGAGCAGUUCAUGGAAAGCAUUAGGAUGCGGUCCGUCCUUCUGGCGGAACUGAACAUCCAAAUCCAGAAGGCGGCCAUCGAGUUUCUAUCCGUGCGUCUGCUCAAGCAGUUGCGCCUUUUUUCGAGUCCCUGGCCGGGAGAGAUGGAUGAUGUACCCUACCACCUGUUCAGCUGGUCGUUGGAUCACUUCCUGACACGACUGGACAGCAACCAGAUGUACCUGGACGUAAUCAAUCGGGAGCGGAGCACGGAAGAUCUCGACUGUCUAAAGUUCCGAACCGAUCUUAGCGAAAUCGAACAAAUUAUAUACGAAAUUCGGGAAGACUUUAAAAGGGAUGAAAACCUCUGCCAAAAUAGCAUACAACUCAUACGCGAUUCCAAGUACAAUACAGAUGGGGCAUGGGUUAAGGGUCUACGGGAGAACCUCGAGAUAAAGGAAAACCUAAAGUAUGAUACCCUGGAUGACGAAUCAAGCGUUUUCCUUUUGAACAACCGUAAGACGCUGCUUUUGGGUCGUUUCGAAGAUCUUAGCGCUACUGAUCCGAUAGAGCUGCGUUACCAGAUCAACUGGGUAAACAGCUGUAUGGAUCAGAGGCUAAUGCUUCUAAAUGACCGGGAGGAGAUGUUGAAGAAGGAGCUGAUGGAUUCGGAAAUGAAGCUGAGACAGGACGAACUGGUGCAACAUAACUCCGUGUUAGUCUACGCCUGGGAAGUGGACAAGCUCAGGAGAAAUACAAGGGAGUGGCAAGUCAAGCUGGAUAAUGAUCUGGAAAAUGCGGAGGACAUGUGCACUAUAUCAAGGCUUGCUCUGCAGAAAGUCAAGGACGAUCUGAAGUUCUAUUUGGAGCAGGAGGAAAUGUACCGCCAAAGAAUAGCCGAGGUAAAGGAGCUCAUAGCCGCGGAGAAGAAAAUUCGGCAGCGAAAACAGGAAAAAACUGUGAACGAUGUUGAGGAAGCAGUAAAGGCCAUUGAGGCGGUUUAUAAGCCAGAGGAAUCCAAAAGGAAGUCAGCAAAAUUCUAAAGCUCAUCAAUAUUCGACAAAAUGUAUUUAUGUUGGCAACCCAAACAAAAUAAUCAAAAUCCCGUAAUACAUGAA